This is a messenger RNA of Phytophthora nicotianae INRA-310, 1420 nucleotides long. RefSeq lists its product as hypothetical. Gene Ontology annotation, cellular component: plasma membrane. Gene Ontology annotation, molecular function: zinc ion transmembrane transporter activity. NCBI's taxonomy places the organism in Eukaryota, Oomycota, Peronosporomycetes, Peronosporales, Peronosporaceae. Bases 1 to 1365 code for a protein of 454 amino acids. The record is from RefSeq and is a predicted model, not a curated record. The transcript has a single exon. Gene Ontology annotation, biological process: zinc ion transmembrane transport.
AUGGCGACCACGUCUCACACCAAAACAAGUUCCUUCGGCUGGGCUCGGGCGCUGCUCCGUCCGUGUUCCAAGAGUCACCAACCAAAAGAUGCUGCUUUGAUCGAGUCACCACGCCGCAUCCCGCUAUCUGAUAGCGCCCAGCGUGCCCAGCGGAAACUACAGUUGGCGUGUGUGUGCUCCGUCUUUUUCAUGGUCGCUGAAGUCGUUGGUGGUUUCCUGGCCGGCAGUCUGGCCAUCAUGGCGGACGCCGCUCACUUGCUUACCGAUGUGGCGGCAUUCUGCAUCUCGUUGUUUGCUAUCUGGAUGAGCACCCGCCCGGCUACCAAUCGAUUGAGCUACGGUUUCCAACGCACGGAAGUUAUCGGUGCUGUUACGAGUGUACUGGUGCUUUGGGUGCUGACGGGAGUGUUGGUGUACGCAGCGGUGAUCCGCUUUAUCGAGUGCUUAAAACCAAAUCCAACCGCAUAUGUUGACGGCAAGUUGAUGUUUAUCGUGGCCUGUAUCGGACUACUGGUAAACCUGGUGCUGAUGCAAAUCCUGGGUCACGGUCAUUCGCAUGGAGGCGGUGCCCAUGGUCAUUCGCACAACGGGGCUGGUAGUCAUGGACACUCGCAUGGACACGGGCAUUCCGAUAAAGAGCAUGACCAUGUAGAUGAAAUCCAUGAUCACACGCACGACAUUGAGUUGUUGGACGUCGACUCCAGUGAUAACGGCGGAAUUUACCAUUGCCUUUCACCUCAAAGUCAUGGCCACUCGCAUGGAGAAAGGCGUUCGCACAGACACGAUCAUGGGCACGUAAAGCAGUCAUCUGGUACAGAUCUGGAGGCUGGACAAGGGAAAUCGAAGGCAAAAAAGAGCAUGGAGAACCUCAAUAUCCGGUCGGCAUAUAUUCACGCCUUGGGUGACUUCAUUCAGAGUAUCGGCGUUUGCAUCGCUGGCGGAAUCAUUUGGCUCAAACCGGAAUGGCAGAUUGCAGACCCGAUCGCGACGUUCAUCUUCUCGAUACUGGUAUUGUUUACGACGGUCGGAAUCGUUCGUGACAGUGUCCAUAUUUUAAUGGAAGGGAGUCCCGAGGGUAUCGACACAAAGGAAAUCGAGUUAGGACUCCGAGGAUGUUGGUCGGUGGUAGGAGUACACGAUUUGCACAUUUGGUCGCUGAGUGCUGGACUGCCGUCAUUGAGUGUGCAUAUCGUCGCGGAAGAUGUCGAGGCUGCGCUACAUUCAACGCAGCGCUACCUCCACUCGAAGGGUAUCACGCAUAGUACAAUCCAGACUGAGAAGACGCCAUCACUAUACCCUCGCAAGUGUGUAUCCAACCUGAAAUGUGGCCAGGUUCCAGCGGCAACAUUACACAACUCGGGGUAGACAUUUUUUUUAAAGCAUGCUAAAUGCUUACUUAGUACACGAAAUGACUACAUGC